Arabidopsis thaliana (thale cress) is the source of this 631-nucleotide messenger RNA. RefSeq names its product Bifunctional inhibitor/lipid-transfer protein/seed storage 2S albumin superfamily protein. The transcript has a single exon. NCBI's taxonomy places the organism in Eukaryota, Viridiplantae, Streptophyta, Magnoliopsida, Brassicales, Brassicaceae. The record is from RefSeq and is marked reviewed. Bases 125 to 430 code for a protein of 101 amino acids.
AUUUUCUUGUUUUUUUCAAUUCUCUAUUUAGAGACAAUAUAAUUAAGAAGAAAAUGAAGACUAUUUCUACAAAGUAAACUCAUCUUGUUUUGAUUGUAAUUUCAAGUUACUAAUUCAUCAGAUCAUGAAGACCAUUCCAUUGAUAUUCAUCGCCACCAUCAUAAUCUUGACAUCAUUUCCAGCCACGAUCAAAGUCGUCGGUGCCAAAAAAGAUCUACCAUUUUGCAAUGUGGAGCUUCUACCUUGCGUCCUACCUUUUAAAGUUCGUGGUCACGGAAGCAAACUGCCUAAUGGCUGUUGUGAGAAAAUGAAAAAGUCAACAUCAUGUAUGUGUAGAUUCCUAAUGGCCAAGGAACGUGACCUGAACGCAGCUGCUCAUAGAAUAUUCUGGUUUUGCAAAAUUUCCGUCCCUAAUUGUCCAAAAAUCUAGAGAUAUAGGUUAUGGUUUUUUCUUAAUUUAUUUUAUACAUAAGUUAUGUUCCUCGACUAUAUCUACGACAUGAUUGAUUGAAGCUCGAGAGACACAAGUUGAGCUUCAAUACACAACCAUUUAAGAAACAUAUAACCAUUUAAGCGAAAAUUAUUAUUAAUACUUUAUCCACCUUUGUAACUAACACACAGAAACAUGAUC